Molecule: messenger RNA, 585 nt
Organism: Dracunculus medinensis (Guinea worm)
Lineage: Eukaryota; Metazoa; Nematoda; Chromadorea; Rhabditida; Dracunculidae
Source: the annotation of a GenBank genome assembly
AUGUCUGAUCCAGUGGCCGAUUUCCUUGCAAGAGAGCAAGGCGUGCUUGCAGGUAUUGAUGAUUACACAUUGGACGUGGCACCUUUGGAGGGUGCACUAAUUAAUGGACCUGAUUUUGUUAAUAAUUUCGUUGGUGCAGUUGAUUCUGAACUACAUACUCAUGAACAACGGUCUGUAGAUCAAACAGCGACAUGGAUGAGUACAGGUACAACACCAUCCCCACUCACGGUAGGCUCUUCUCCAAAAAUUGAACCUGAAAAAAUUAAAAAAUGGCGCGAGGAUCAGAAAGAAGUACUGGAAAGGAAAGAUGCAGAGGAAGAGAAGAAGAAGAAUGAAAUGCGUGCAACAGCAAAAAAAGAAAUGAGUGAUUGGUAUAAUCAGAGAGAAGACAGGCUAGUCAAGACCAAGAUGUUGAACAGAAAAGCCGAGGAAGAAUUCAUAGCAGAUCGUGACUCAGUCAAAGAAGGUGCAGAAUGGGAACGUAUUGCCAAACUAUGUGAUUUCAACGUUAAAAAUUCAAAGAGUGCUAGUGACUUGUCACGUUUGAGAUCAUUACUUCUCCAGCUGAAAGGUCGAAAGGAAUAA